Molecule: messenger RNA, 4542 nt
Organism: Melopsittacus undulatus (budgerigar)
Lineage: Eukaryota; Metazoa; Chordata; Aves; Psittaciformes; Psittaculidae
Gene: ENPP4
Product: ectonucleotide pyrophosphatase/phosphodiesterase 4
Exons: 4
Coding region: 250-1608 (452 amino acids)
Source: RefSeq, a predicted model, not a curated record
UUUCCCAUGCUUUAAAUUCCUCUCCCUCCUAAAGUUUUAGCCAGCAUUAAAGCUACUUGCAUUUUUGAAGUAAUGCACUCACAGUUUCUAAGAGUUUGGGGAAAAGGGCUGAGAUAGACCAGAAGAUAUUACUCUAGUUAGGAAGAUACCUGCUCUUCAUCCUGGAAUCACCCUUGUUUGUGCAAGAUAAAGGAGACAUUUGCUGGGGUGCAUCUGAUUACCUGCUAUAAAUACUUUGAAGUAUCAACAAUGAACUCGAUGUUAACAUUACUUUUCUCUGGAGUAGUUGCCUGUUGUGCUCGCUCUGCGGGUGAACCAGUAUCCAGGUUACUCCUUGUGUCCUUUGAUGGCUUCAGGGCUGAUUACUUGGAAACCUAUAAACUUCCUCAUCUUCAGAAAUUCAUUGAGGAUGGUGUGCUUGUAAAACAAGUUACAAAUUCUUUUAUCACCAAGACUUUCCCAAACCAUUAUACCAUAGUGACAGGUUUAUAUGAAGAAAGUCAUGGCAUUGUGGCCAAUGACAUGUACGAUGCAGAUGCCAAGAAGAAGUUUUCACAGUUCAAUGAUUCUGAUCCCUUCUGGUGGAAUGAGGCAGUUCCAAUUUGGGUGACAAACCAACAGCAGGGAAAUGGAGCAAGUGCUGCUGCAAUGUGGCCUGGUACCGACGUAAAAAUUAAUGAUACAACCCCUCAGUUCUUCAUGAAGUACAACUUUUCAGUAACAUUUGAGGAGAGAGUGGAGAAAAUCAUUGCCUGGCUGAACAGCUCUAAUCCAAUAGUCAGUUUUGCUAUACUGUACUGGGAAGAACCGGAUGCAAGUGGACACAAAUAUGGGCCAGAUGACACUGAGAACAUGCGCAAGGUAUUAGAAGAAGUGGAUAAUCAUAUCGGUUUCCUUACCAAGAAAUUGAAGGCAUUAGGUUUGUGGGAUACUAUUAAUAUCAUAAUAACAAGUGAUCAUGGAAUGGCCUCCUGUUCAGCAAAGAAGCUGAUUGUCCUGGAUGACUGCAUUGGGCGCGACAACUACACUCUAAUAGACAAGAGUCCAGUUGCUGCAGUGCUGCCAAGACAGAACAAGGAAGAUGUGUAUAACUUACUGAAAAAAUGCAACAGUCACAUGAAAGUGUAUCUCAGAGAAGAAAUUCCAGACAGAUUUCAUUAUUGCCAUAAUAAGAGAAUCCAACCUAUAAUCCUGGUUGCAGACGAAGGCUGGACCAUUGUACAGAACGAGUCACUGUCAAAAUUAGGUGACCAUGGCUAUGACAAUGCUCUCCCAAGCAUGCAUCCAUUCCUGGCUGCUCAUGGACCUGCUUUUCAUCGGGGUUACAAGCAGAGCACAAUAAACAACGUUGAUAUUUACCCUAUGAUGUGCCACAUCCUGGGCCUGACACCGCUGCCCCACAAUGGCACUUUCAGUAACACCAAGUGCUUGCUUGCUGACCAGUGGUGCAUAAACCUUCCAGAAGCUAUUGGGAUAGUCAUUGGGGCUUUGAUGGUACUGACUACCUUCACCUGCAUUAUUAUAAUCUCCAAGAAUAGAGUAGCUCCUGCAAGGCCAUUUUCCCGACUUCAGUUACAGUAUGAUGAUGAUGACCCUUUAAUUGGAUAGCGUUAGGGAGCCUCGUCUCGCUUGCUAAAUACGGAUUUCAGGAAGAGAGUUUGCACUUGCACUGGAUGGCAUUCUUUGCACUUUAAUGGUAUAUGUAUAAAACACUGUACAGCCAGAUCUUGCUAACUUGUUUGUAUGUGCUACCUGACUAGUAAUCUUGUAAAACAUGAGCCAACAAAACAAUGAGCAGGUGUCAUUCUGCUUGAAGAGAUGCUUAACAAAAUAAGGAUGCUUAGUUUGUCAAACCCUUUGACCACUUCUAAAAUGAAAUCCCAGAGUAUGAACUAGCCAGGAUAUAGACUAAGUGGAUUUUUAACACUUGUAAAUGUGGGAUAAUAAUUUGAUAAUUAAUGGGGGUUUUGUAUUAGAUUUAAAUUAAUGUUAACUUUUAGUGUUCUUGUACAUGUUUUGGAAAGAUGUUUUUUAUGAGAGUUAAAAGUUACUUCUGUUUGGACAGCAUGUCCUGAUUUGUUCUUGAAUUUGGGCAUAGAAGGCAUAGAGAAGAUCCCAAUACUUCUGUCUCCCUAAGACAGCAAUAUGACAAGAAACUGGUGAGAAGGAAAAUGGAAGUCAGCAGGAAAAGAAUUGGUGCAUAUCACUUCUACUUUGAGCAAUAAAGUGUGUGGUUCAGCAGUUAUAACACUGCGCAGAUGGCUCUUGACAUUUCCAGAUGUAUGCCUGUGGAUAACUUAGUUCCUGCACAGCUCCAGUUAGGAUGGUACCACUUUGCUUAUCUCAAAGAUAUCAGUUUAAACUGAGAAUCCUUCAAUGACCCAGUUUUGGGGCUGUAGGGGAAAAUUGCUGCUUCUAAAUGCUGUGAGAAGUUUUUCAGGUAUAAACUCUGCUAAAGGUAUUUUUGUAAUAGAGGUGGUUUUGCCCUGUGUACCAGCUGGUAAUAAUCUUUUGAAGGCUGUCAUGUGCUAAAAAGCAACAACUGGAAGUUUGAUAUGCAAUCAUCAAGCAAGGAUUCUAAACUCUUAUUUUAAACCUUGGAAAUUUAAAGGGAAAAAUUCGUUUAGUUUUUGACAUAAGAUCUGUUAGCUGUAGUGUCUGAACUGUAUAGAUGCAAAGUUCUAGUGCAGACCAGGGUCUAGUGUUCUCUUUAUUUGAACUCUUGAUUCCUUGUUAAUGGGCAAGUCUAGUAACUUGCCAUAAGAGGAAUUGAUUUAGAAAGCCUUAGUGGUACCUUAUCUUUUAGUGAGCAAAGCAGGUGGAUUAAAUUGUUAAUGCUAUCCCCAAAAGAGAACUAUAGUUACCAAGUGCUUUUCCUAUAAGUUUGACAGUUGAAAAACUAAUUAAUUUGAAGUGACAGCACUUGGGUACCUGGUAGCAUGCAGCAUGGUUUCAUGUUUGCAGGCUCAGGUUCAAUGCAGUUUGGUAUUAGCCACAGACUCCCUUUUCUCUGACUUAGGAGGGAAGGGUUACUUUUAACUGCCCACUUCAAAACUCAGAUGUAUUUGGGGUUUUUUAAAUUGUGGAAGUCUUACUUAUUUGUAUCUUCCGCCCUGAGGAUCCUGUUGUACUGAUUAAAAACACAAUGCACAAGCUAACCUGUUCUGUUUUCUUUUUCCUUCCUCUUAAACUGGUAGCUCCUACUUGCUGACUAAUGCUUUACUCUGAAUUUAUCUGAAUUUAAGAGAAGUUCAGGCCCCUUCAGAAAUCAAUACUAUUACUGACAGUGUAGUGGGCUUUAGACUGUUAGAACAGUAACAGGACUGAAUACAGAAGUCACUUUCUCAUCCUGCUGGAAGAUUUAAAGUAAUUAAUUGCAUACAAUAAGAGGUUAGGUUAAGGAGUAACUACAAAUGAAUGUUUUACAGCAUCUCAGGCUUAGAGAUACUGCAAAAGGGAGGAUGCUUGAGUUCCUUGGAGAAAGUUGUUAGCUUCUUAUUUUGCUUAAGCUUUUCAUCAUCUGCACAUAGAAAUGCUUGACUCAACUGAGUUAUCUUUUUGGCAGACUCAGUAAAAGACUAAACUGUUCUCUACCUGUCAGAAGGGUUAUUUUUAGAUGCUAAAAUUAGCACAGUAUAUGCUCUUCUCUGUUCUUCCCUUCCUCCUCUUUCCCUGAAUAGCUGUCAUGCAGUGUGACUGAUGCGCUUUCAGUUCCACUGUCCAUCACUGUUACGGGCCAGGUGUCACAGUUACCACCAGAAUUUUAGUUACCAGAAAUGUAAAUGUUGAUGAAAUAUAGUGGUAGGACUCUAAUCUGAAUAGGAAUAUUGUUGGAGAGGAAGAAAUCUAGAACUGUAUUUUUCUUCCUAGCUGUAGGUAUCCCAUUCUGACAAGAAGAGCUCCUAUCAAACCAGGCAGUGAGUGGUAGUAUCUAACAGAGACACUUCUUACUCUCUACUCCCCUUUAGUGUUGAAACUAAACAAUGGUAUUGUGGAGAAGGGUUUAAAGAGAAAGCUGAAGUAUUAAGAAAUAGAAUAAACUAUAUUCUGAUUGCAUUGCUAGUUACCAUCAAUUCCAAUUAGAGUGCUGAGUCUUCUUCCUGGCAUUACUCUUUGCUGCUGGCAGGACAGGCUUCAAAGUAGCUCUUCUACAGCCAGAAUUUCAUACAGAUAAUGUACAAAUAAAGGAUCUAGAAGAAACCUCUUUGUCCUUAGACACAAAGUUGAAAUAUUUAAAGAAGACUUUGUAAAAGUUAGUGCCUACAACAUGGUUCAAUAUUUCCACUGUCCAAUUACAGUGUGUGUGAAUUACUGCUUGUGAAAGUCAGCACCUGAUUUCCUUCUGAAUAGUUUAUUUAAAACAAAAACAUAAGAAGCCAUGACUUCCCCCUUCGUCAAAGCUGUGACAGAGACCAUACAUACCCUACAAUGGUUUGUGGCAACAUUUAAUGACUUGUGAAAUAUACACAACUCUGCAGUGUUCAUACAGGGCAUAUCAGUUUAGGGGAAGUUCUAAAACUUGCAUAGAGGUUUAGAAGGGAA